GGUGAAGCGGGAGGAAUGGCGGCGGCGGAGCGGGCCCGGGCGGCGCUGGAAGCGGCGGCCGCGGUUCCCCGGGACGUGGUGCUGUUCCGGCACGAACGGGGCCGGUUUUUCCGCCUGGCCGGUUGUUUUGCGCGGGGCAGGGGCCUGUUCUGGGCCUACCUGGCUCAUUUCGCCUUCACCGCGCUGCGCCCCGCGCCCGGCACCGACGACGAUCCGCUCCGGCCCCGCGACAACAAAUGGCGCUUCGGCUUCACCGCCUCCUGCCUCACCCUCGGCUCCCUGAUCGUGGGGGCCGGCUGCCUGUUCCCCCUGCGCGCCGUCCGGCGGGUGACGCUGCUGAGGGGGGGCACCGAGGUGACCAUCAGCACCCACGGCCCCCUGGGGGUAGGGCAGGGCCCCACCUUCACCGUCCCCUUACGCCACGUCUCCUGCCGCGCUCACCGCUCCGAGGUGCCGGCCGCCAUCCCCCUCAAGGUCAAGGGCCGACCCUUCUACUUCCUGCUGGAUAAGGGGGGGCAGCUCUGCAACCCCCGCCUCUUCGACAUCACUGUCGGCGCCUACCGCAAGCUAUAGGACUUGAAAGGGGGGGGGCUGGGGACUGUUGGAGCCCCCCCCCCUAAAAUAAACUGUGACUCACCC
Falco peregrinus (peregrine falcon) is the source of this 639-nucleotide messenger RNA. RefSeq names its product transmembrane protein 223 (gene TMEM223). Lineage: Eukaryota; Metazoa; Chordata; Aves; Falconiformes; Falconidae. Gene Ontology annotation, biological process: nervous system development. Gene Ontology annotation, cellular component: mitochondrion. The record is from RefSeq and is a predicted model, not a curated record.